Elaeis guineensis (African oil palm) is the source of this 732-nucleotide messenger RNA. The record is from RefSeq and is a predicted model, not a curated record. Lineage: Eukaryota; Viridiplantae; Streptophyta; Magnoliopsida; Arecales; Arecaceae.
CAGUCCGGGUGCUGCAAGCCACCGACGUCGUGCACAUACAGCGGGGGGGCGGCGAUGGGGGGGCAGGACGCGGACUGCUACCGAUGGAACAACGCGGCGAGCGUGCUGUGCUACUCGUGCGACUCGUGCAAGGCGGGGGUACUGGAACUGGUGAGGCGGGACUGGCACAAGCUCUCCGUCCUCAACGUCGUCGUCCUCGUCGUCCUCAUCCUCGUCUAUUCCACUGCCUACUGCGCCUUCCGCAACGCCCGCCGCGCCGAAUGGGGUUACCCCUACGGCGAGAACCACAUGUCCAAAAUCCGACCUCGCUGGGACUACUACUGGUGGAAGUGGUGGCGUGACAGAGGGGAACGGCUCUAUUAGUUCUUAGUUCUCCCUCCGUUUGAAGGCAGAUUGUGCCAUAAAGGUGGUGAGUUUCUUGAGGCUGUAGCUUUUGGCCGAAGCUCCACUGGAGGAUUUCGGAUCCGAUGAAGAUAGCUGAGAUGCGAAGGUAUACAUCCGGGUCCCGGGCAAGCAUCCUUCCAAUAUAUACAUAUAUACGAGCAUACAUGCCGAGAAGGGAUUUCAAUAUUUUUAUUAUGGGUAGAAAAGUCAGAGCUUUAUUGUAUGUAAUAUAUUGGAGGAGAGAUUUCAAUAUUGACAAGAGAAUGGAUGCUUGCUUUCAUGUAGAGGACAAAAUGAGCAGGAUUGUAGCUGUGUCAGCCUUUUUGAUAAAAUUCCAUUAGCAUCUUA